Molecule: messenger RNA, 414 nt
Organism: Urocitellus parryii (Arctic ground squirrel)
Lineage: Eukaryota; Metazoa; Chordata; Mammalia; Rodentia; Sciuridae
Source: RefSeq, a predicted model, not a curated record
AUGGCUAUUACCCCAGGCGGCCAGAUGCCAUGCGCCUCAGUGUCCAUGCGGAGCACACACAAACGUGAACUUGUCCUGGAGUUUGACCUGGGRUGGGGAAGCUGUCAAGUAUCUGGAGUGAAUUUGCACCAAAGCAGCAGCUUCAGUUGCUGCAGUUCUCUUUUCAGUUCCACAAUAUUUCCCUUGCAAAAAAAUGCAGUAAUUUAUCUCAAAGUUCUAAGCAUUCAGCAAAAAAUGGCAAGGCAGAGUCACGAGAAACAUGCAUCUGAUUUCCAUGACAACUAUGGUAAUGCUGUAUUAACUAGUGGAGCCACUUUCUAUAUUACUGUAUGGACAUAUGAAACAACACAAAUUGGAAAAGAAUGGAUCUUGUCACCUGUUGGCAGAGUCACCCCAAAGGAAUGGAAACAUUAA